AUGGCAUCACCAAUUCUAUUUUCCACCCGAUCCGAACAUUUUUCGAUAUGGAUUGUGCUACGAAGUUUCCUUCUUACACUAGCUACAGCUUACUCCUCACUAUUCAAUAGAGAUUUCUAUACCUACAACAACAUUUACUUGUUUCUGAAAUAUUUGAAGAUUUCCAUUCUAUUGUUUGUCCUGUUGAAUGGGCCGAUUUUUUUAACCAAAUUGGUUAUUGCAUCACUCAAUUAUAUUGGACUUGUGCAUAUAAAUGGAGCUGAGCUUAUGGAUCAAUAUGAGUAUUUUUUCAAAUACUACCUCAAUCUUAGUUACUUCUUCCUAGCAUUGUAUUCAUUUUUCGAUAAAGAUGGUGAGCAAUUGUUUAUGUGCCAAUUGAGACAUCAGGAUGAACUAAAUGGUACUCAUUAUAGUGAACAUUACUCCAAGUUGCCGCUGCAUCGAGUUGAACAUGAACUGGAUUGGGUCUCAACUUAUAAAAGCUUGUACAAUUUUUCACGAGAGUUUCGAUUAUUCAUCAGAAGAUACACCAACGUGUAUUUAUUAAACAUGUCGAUGUUUAUUUCCAUUCAUUUCUUUCCGGAAAAGAUAUCAUCAACAGUGUUGGGUUUCAUUGCAUUUCAAACAUUCUUGGAUAAAUUGGGGACAGUUUUCUCAUGCUUAUUUGUCGCUGUGUUACAAAUGAUGGAUGUUCAUUACACGAUACGAGUCUUGACGACAUUUUAUGGAACUUGGAACUUGGCCGAAGAUUUGCUAAUUCCAUACUUUGAUCGUGUACAAUUUACCCCAUUGGAACGGAAACAAUGGCUCAAAACUCGUAUAGGGGUAGUUUUCGGUAUUGGAUUAUUUUACUACUUGGCCAUUCUAGAAAUUCCACUAAUAUCAGCCGUGUUGUACUCAAAUGCAAUCUUCAACAUGGGUUUCUUGAUCACUACUUUUACCACGGAGAUGCCCGACAACUUGAAAGAUAUGGCAACAUGGUCCAUCACCGAAAGUGUUUGGGAUGGACAUGCAAAAUUCUUGGAGUAA
This is a messenger RNA of Lodderomyces parapsilosis, 1029 nucleotides long. RefSeq lists its product as uncharacterized. The transcript has a single exon. The coding region runs from base 1 to 1029 and encodes 342 amino acids. The record is from RefSeq and is a predicted model, not a curated record. Lineage: Eukaryota; Fungi; Ascomycota; Pichiomycetes; Serinales; Debaryomycetaceae.